AUGACACCCACCGAUACAUUCCCUAUUCGAGACCCAUGGCCCGUGAACCCCAAGUCACUGAGCCUUGUGUACACCUUUGGCGACAGCCCUACUGACGAAAAGCUGGUCUUCGUUUCCAAGGCUGGCGAGGAUACUGUUUGGACUCUUACCUCGGAUGAUAUCAAAACGCAGCCACCAGGGGUGACGCUGGCCAGUGCCUGGCCUCCGGAGGUCCCGGGCCGCAUUAAGAUCUACGCUGUUAUCUAUGCCUUGGAGCAGAUCACGCACCCGACAGUGUACCGAAGGCUUUACGAGGCUGCGUCAAGAAACGAGCGUAUCUACAUCAGCAACAAGUUCUUCUUCAGCAACUCACCACUCAUCAAUGAGGAUCCUUGGCGUGGAACAAUUAGGAGUGCUGCCAUCGUCUAUACCAUACAAGGAAAAUGGAAGUCGAUCAGUGGUAGAGAACGCGAGUACAUGUCAUGGGAGUUGUAG
Messenger RNA from Podospora bellae-mahoneyi, 474 nucleotides. RefSeq lists its product as uncharacterized. NCBI's taxonomy places the organism in Eukaryota, Fungi, Ascomycota, Sordariomycetes, Sordariales, Podosporaceae. The coding region runs from base 1 to 474 and encodes 157 amino acids. The transcript has a single exon. The record is from RefSeq and is a predicted model, not a curated record.